AUGUUAGAUGCUAUCUCAUCAGCUGAGGAAAUCAAGCAAACAUUAUUUGAUAUGGAUCCAGACAGUUCUCCAGGUCCAGAUGGAUUCACUGGCAGUUUUUAUAAAUCUUGUUGGCAAAUUAUACAGGAUGAUGUUGUAAAUGCAGUUCAAUUUUGCUGGAGAAGAAGAUUCAUUCCAAAAGGCCUGAAUUCAAAUUUUCUUGUCUUACUUCCAAAAAUUGAAGGUGCUAGAUCUCCCAAUCAAUUUAGACCAAUUGGUCUAAGCAAUGUAAGCUUUAAAAUCUUCAUUAAGAUUAUCAAUUCCAGAAUGUCUACUUUAAUGCAUAAGCUCAUAUCACCUCAGCAAGCAGCCUACAUAAAAGGAAGAAGUAUUCAAGAUCAAAUAGCUCUUGCUUCUGAAAUGGUAAAUGAAAUGAAGAAAAAAAUAAGAGGAGGUAACAUUGGACUUAAACUUGAUAUAUCUCAGGCAUAUGAUUCUGUCAGCUGGAAUUUCUUGUUUCAAGUUUUAAAAAGGUAUGGCUUUUCAGAAACUUGGUGUAAAUGGCUAUGUACCUUAUUUGAAUCUGCUAAGAUAUCAAUAAUGAUUAGUGGAGGGCCAAAUGGAUUCUUUACUGUUAGAAGGGGGUUGAGACAAGGAGAUUCAUUAUCUCCAACUUUGUUUGUUCUCAUGGAAGAUGUCUUAAGUAGAAAUAUUUCAAAAAUGGAGGUUGAGGAGAGUGGAAAUUUCCACAGUAUGGUCAAUGGUAGAGUUACUGCAAAAGAAGAUGGCUGCUUGGAAAGAAAUUUUCUAUGGUCUGGUGAUGGAGAAACUAGAAAAUAUACUAUUCUAUCUUGGAAAAAGGUAUGUUCUCGAUACAAUGAAGGUGUAUUGGGUAUUCAAAGGUUAGAAGUUCUUAACAGAGCACUGCUCAUGAAGAUAUUAUGGAGAAUUAUCAAUUCUGGAGAAGAAUGGGCAUUAUUCCUAAAAGCCAAAUUCCAGGAUAAGCAUGGGCAAUGGAAGAACAAUUGUGAUUCACCUCUUAUUGAAGACAUUGGUUAUACUGACUAUGUAAAAGCUCAUAUAAACAUGAAUAUAGGAGAUAUCAUCCUCAAUGGAGAAUGGAGCAUUCCAGAUGAAAUAAAACAAAUGCUUUCAUCUUAUACACUGCCUGAACAGGGAGUAGGUCAACUUAGCCCGUGGAACUUUUCAAUUCCAUCUGCAACUGCCAUAACACCUGUUGCAGAAUCACCAAUCUCACUGCACAUCAACAUCUACUUCCAUCUCAGCUCCACAACACCAACAAAAUAUCUUUCUCAGUCUUGUCCACCACAAUCCAUGGCUGCAACUGCAACAAGCCUCACAGUCCACCUGCACUCUAGUCAAGCCAUCAGUCCACCUGCAAAUGCAUCUGCAACUACUCCUUGUGAUCUCUGCCCAUAG
This is a messenger RNA of Papaver somniferum (opium poppy), 1419 nucleotides long. RefSeq lists its product as uncharacterized. The transcript is spliced from 5 exons. The record is from RefSeq and is a predicted model, not a curated record. The coding region runs from base 1 to 1419 and encodes 472 amino acids. Lineage: Eukaryota; Viridiplantae; Streptophyta; Magnoliopsida; Ranunculales; Papaveraceae.